AGGGUGCACAGAACACAGCCGUAUCCUCAAGUAGCCUCGCGCAAUGGGAAAGUUCCUGAAAGCUGGGCGUGUGGUGGUGAUGCUUCAGGGCCGCUAUGCUGGCAAGAAGGCCAUCGUCGUGAAGGCCUUCGAUGAUGGCUCUAAGGGCCGGCCCUUUGGACACUGCCUGGUGGCUGGCAUCAACCGCGCACCUUUGAAGGUGACGAGGGCAAUGUCCAAGAAGAAGAUCACCAAGCGCACCAAGGUGAAGCCCUUCGUGAAGUAUGUGAACUACAAUCAUAUUAUGCCCACCAGGUACCAGGUUCCCGCGGAGAUGUCCCCGGCCACCAUUUGCACCGACCAGCAGAUGGACACUCCCGACGGCCGCAAGGAAGCGAGGAAGCUGGCAAAGAGCUUGUUCCAAGAGAAGUUCGCGGCACCCCCGGCGGACAAGGCUGGUCGGCCCUCCAAGGAUGUCCUCUACUUGCGCAAGAAGCUGCGCUUCUGAGACGACUUCAAG
Messenger RNA from Effrenium voratum, 499 nucleotides. Lineage: Eukaryota; Dinophyceae; Suessiales; Symbiodiniaceae. The record is from the annotation of a GenBank genome assembly.